This is a messenger RNA of Arabidopsis thaliana (thale cress), 807 nucleotides long. Its product is annotated as SCD6 protein-like protein. The transcript has 5 exons. The record is from RefSeq and is marked reviewed. Lineage: Eukaryota; Viridiplantae; Streptophyta; Magnoliopsida; Brassicales; Brassicaceae. The coding region runs from base 1 to 807 and encodes 268 amino acids.
AUGAAAACUGUGACUUCUCAGCAUCCUUCUUCAUUGUCACCACCAUCUUUUCUUCCUCCACAAAUUCCCGUCGAAGCGUACAUAGGAAGUUUCGUCACUCUGAUUGCUAACUUCGAUAUACGUUACGAAGGCAUACUCUGUUUUCUCAAUCUCCAAGAGUCGACUCUAGGUCUUCAAAACGUGGUAUGUUAUGGAACAGAAGGAAGGAACCAAAACGGAGUUCAAAUUCCUCCGGAUACUAAAAUUCAGAAUUACAUUCUUUUCAACGGAAAUAACAUUAAGGAAAUAAUAGUUCAGCCUCCUACUUGGGGUUUAGCAAGAGGAUCUACAUGUAGUAAAUCUUGUCUUGCCCCAAACCCACCGCUUCCUAUAAUUGUCUCACCAAACAAUCGAUCCGACGAUAAGAUACUCCAACAAUUUCCAUUGAUCUCGAAUGAAAAUCUCAUUCAACCGCAAGCUAAGACAGAGUCGAAUGCUUUCUCAGUUAAUGGAUCAGUCAAUGAUAGAUUUCCCAUUGCUUCUCAACCACAGUUUCCUUCAUACUUCUAUGACCCUUAUGUUUACCAGUCUAUGCCUUAUGCUGAACUUAGUCAAGCUCCUAUAUGGACGAAUAUUAUGCAUGACUCAUCUGCCUUCAAGAAUUCUGUAAGAUAUGAUUUUGAGGCAAUGACUAAGAACGCUAAGCAGUACAACAUAUGGGGUCCUUCCCAAACCAAGGAAGAAGAGAGUUCAAAGCCUACUUAUAACAUUGAUGGAUCUUCUUACAAGAUCUCGCGCACUCCGUUUGAGCCUAUUGGGAGACCUUGA